CGGAGUUACUCGCUGGGAACUGCCCAUGGCCCAGUGGCGCCCGGCUGCGGAGCCCGCAGGACGCGCUCCCAAGCGGUGGGAAUCGCCGCCCGGCUCCAUCGGCGUGACUCGGGCAGCGCGCCGCGCCCUGCGGCCCCGGGGGAGGGGAUCUGGGCGGAUAUAAGGGCCGGAGAGAUGGGGCCGGGGAGGACAAGCGCCGGCUCGCUCUGCAGAUCGGCUGCCCUGCGGCAGGCGCGCCUCGGCCCCGGCCCGCGUCCCCGUCCCUGCAGGCGAUGAGCUCGCCCGCCAGCCUCCGGAGCUGCUUAGCUCUGGGCUCGCUGCUGCUUCUGCUGGGACAGGGCCCGGGCGCCCGCCAGGCGCGAGCAGCCCCAAAUCAAGAGGUCUGCCUGCUGCCCCCGGAGGAAGGCCCCUGCCGGGCUCUCAUCCCCAGAUGGUACUACGACAGGUACACUCAGACAUGCCAGGAGUUCAGUUACGGGGGCUGCCAGGGCAAUGCCAACAACUUCAGAAGCUUGGAACGCUGUGAGAAAAGCUGCUGGAUGAUCCGGAAUGUGCCCAAAAUAUGCAGGUUGGAGGCUGCUCCAGGACCUUGUAGAGGUUAUCUAAAAAGAUAUUUCUUCAACCUGAGUUCAAUGAAGUGUGAGAAAUUUAUCUAUGGUGGAUGCUAUGGAAAUGAUAACAACUUCAGAGAUGAAGAUUCUUGUGUGGACUACUGUUUGCCUGAGAAAACUGGCCCCUUAUUAUGCUAUAGCCCAAAAGAUGAAGGAUUGUGUUCAUCUUCUGUGACCCGUUAUUACUACAACUCAAAAAGCCAAUCAUGUGAAGAGUUCAGCUAUACAGGUUGUGGUGGAAAUGCCAAUAACUUUGUUAGCAAAAAAGAUUGUUAUAGUAUCUGCAAGAAAGCAGGGAGUAAGAAACCAAAUAUCAAGAAGCCAAGAAAUAAACUUCCCAAGACUACAAGAAAACUAGAGAAAAAAUCUAAUCAAUCUAACUUAAUGUUUUAAAUCUGAAGAGCCCAUCAGUUCUGUCUGAGAACUACUCUUUUUGAACAUUUUUUUUACAUUAGAAGCAGCUAUUAUUUGUAAUGUGAAUUGACUUGUUUGGAUCUCUGCAACACUGUUUUUGCUUAAAAUAACAAAUAUUUCAAUUUCCAUGUUUUUCCUGAGAAAUAUUGCUACUGUUUUUGGGAAAUGAUUUAACUGUCACAAUCCUGUGAAGCUUGAAGUACCCUUCAUCUGUUUGUUUAACUAAGGUGUACAUCAGGCUAGAGCCCUACGCUUAAUUUUUUUAGCAUUAUUUGUUUACUAAACUGAACAUCAGCAGAGCCUUCCAAGACUGUAUACAAAUAUCUAUAAUACUUCUCUUGCAUAUCCUUUUGUCAUUAUUAUUGCCAGUCUAUCCCUUAAAGGGAGCCAUGUUUAAAUAGAAGAAUCAAAAUAGUGGUAAUUAUAUUAAUGUGGCAAAGGAGAUUAGAGCCUGGUUCAAUUAAAAAAAAAAUCCAACUUCUGUGAAAGAAAACCUUGAUUUUUUUCAAGUCUUUCCUAGCUUUGGUAAUAUGCAAAAUAAUAUAAGCUCAAACCUGGGUCUUCCUGCAAAAGGAAAUUGGGCAUGGGGUCUCUUGGACAACUUCUUGUUUUAACAGAAGGCAAUUAAUAAACUACAUAAGUAUUUGAAAUGAAGAUGUAGUAACUGCAUUCCACCUCCCACCCCAAUAUCUGGUAUUGCUGUAAAACUCAAGGUCAGAUCCUAAACUGGAAUAUUUUUGUUGACUUCAAUGGAGCUAAACCAGUUUACUCCAGAUAAUGAUCUGGUCCUUAAUAUUUACAAGAGAGGCUG
Molecule: messenger RNA, 1836 nt
Organism: Dermochelys coriacea (leatherback sea turtle)
Lineage: Eukaryota; Metazoa; Chordata; Testudines; Dermochelyidae
Gene: TFPI2
Product: tissue factor pathway inhibitor 2
Exons: 5
Coding region: 273-1004 (243 amino acids)
Biological process (GO): negative regulation of peptidase activity
Cellular component (GO): extracellular region
Molecular function (GO): serine-type endopeptidase inhibitor activity
Source: RefSeq, a predicted model, not a curated record